Pomacea canaliculata is the source of this 1824-nucleotide messenger RNA. Its product is annotated as adrenodoxin-like. NCBI's taxonomy places the organism in Eukaryota, Metazoa, Mollusca, Gastropoda, Architaenioglossa, Ampullariidae. The record is from RefSeq and is a predicted model, not a curated record. Gene Ontology annotation, molecular function: 2 iron, 2 sulfur cluster binding. Bases 34 to 549 code for a protein of 171 amino acids. Gene Ontology annotation, biological process: positive regulation of oxidoreductase activity; P450-containing electron transport chain. Gene Ontology annotation, cellular component: mitochondrion. The transcript has 4 exons.
CGAUCCUGACGUGACGAAGUAUUUCGAUCCAACAUGGCUGCUGCAUGCAGGAGGGUGUUCAGUCUGAUGGUACCUCGAAUUUUGUUUUCCAAUCGGUCUAUAGCUUUAACUGCCUCAUCCAUUUCAUCACACGUAAAGCAUCACGGAUUUUUUACUCAUCAGAGAAGCAGAUUUUGUUCAUCAGUUCCGAAACCAAAACAAGAAACGGUGACAAUUACAUUCCUUAUGCCUGAUGGAGAAAAGGUCCAGACAAAAGCCAAAGUUGGUGACAAUCUUCUGGAUGUGAUCAUAGAAAAUAGUGUUGACGUUGAUGGGUUUGGGGCUUGUGAGGGAACACUGGCAUGCUCUACAUGCCAUCUGAUUUUCAAGCAGACAGACUUUGAGCAAUUGCCAAGCCCUCCAACAGAUGAGGAAUUGGAUAUGCUGGACCUGGCAUUUGACCUUCAUGAAACAUCACGUCUUGGCUGUCAGGUAAUUGUUACCAAAGAAAUGGAAGGUUGGGAGAUCAAGGUGCCAGCUGGAGUUUCAGAUGCCCGAGAACCUUCCUAACAGUUGAUAAGAAUACUGAGGCAGACCUCAUUAGAAGAAGCCACAGAUGCAUGCUCAUAUGCUUCACUAUUACCAAAACAAUGUUUUAAAUGUUCAAGGAUUUUGAAGGGAGAAUGCCAGUGUCAGUUUAAAUCAUAGCACUAGACAUCUUAACUACUACUUACUAACUACAAGGCUUUCAGCAGCUUGUCUUAUCAUUUAAAAGUACUUCUUAAUGUUAUGAAUUGCUUGUCAAAUGCUUUGGCUGGAAGGCACUCUGGAUAAAAUGUCUUAGGUGUUAAUAUUUGUUCCUUGCUCAAAGCAAAUAAGUUUCCAGCUGUCUAAGCUGUUUAUAUGAAUUAAUGAUUUGUGUACAUUUAAAAAAAAAAACCUGUCCAUGAGUGUGUUAGACUCAGUGCAUGACAAUAAUCAUUCCACUUUGAGAUGUGGGAGGGCAUCAAGAUAGUUGUUUACUGGGCAUUGUUUGUGCCCCCAUUUUUGUUUAUCAAACUGUUUAAGAAUGUUUUGAGGGACAGAAAUGUCUCACUGGAACAUGAAGACAUUCUGUAUGUCUCAUUCCUUUUAUAGCAAUAAUUGCUUUUUUUUGACGAUGUGGCAUGCAUUAGAAAUGGAAAUUUCCUGUAUAAGUCAAAUUUGAUUACUAUUACAAUUCUUAGAAUAUAGUUUCUUGAUGUCGAGAGAAGAGAAUCAAAAAUAUGAAAACGUUUUCUCAGUUUAUGUUAUUGUAUGCAUGUGGAUGUCUAUCCACACCAUCUAAUAAUAAAAUAUUUAAAGGCAAAUGUAAAUAUAUUUAGAAGAUGACAUAAGCAAAGAACCGAGGGUAAAGGUUAUGUGCAGUUACAUCUAUCAUAUUAUAAGCAGUAGUUUGUCAUGGAAGUUGGCAAGCAUAUUUGCCUUAUUUUUAAGAUGUGUUUAAUUGUGAUAAGAGAGUGUCAGGUGGUUUUAAAUUACGUUUUUUAAAAGUAUUUCAUGGCUAAAACAAAGCUGUAAUCUGUACAGCACAUCUUUUGGCCACCUAAUCUUCAGUUUUGUUUUAGUUUCGAUAGUUUGUGUGUGCUGCUUAGAGAAUCGAUGCUUUAGUAAUAAUAAAAUCUGUACAUCAGGAACCCAUAUAACAAUGUCUUCAUUUACGAAGCUGCUGUGCACCAAAGCCUUUUAAAUCAAAUGUUAUUCUUCAAUUGAUGAUGUGUUCCAGAACAUGUAAUUAGCAACGUUUAAAAUUGUUAUGAAUGUAAGAAUGAACUGGUGUCAGAAUAAACAAGUGAGUGUAACGAA